AUGCGUCACACAAGUUGCAUUGUCACAGAAUCUUAUCUUAUCUCCUCCCAUUCACUUACCCACGAUCAAAUUGUUACAGCAGGGUACCCAAGCUACACAAUACCUUUGGUUUCCACCAUGCCGCCUAUGACUCUCAACGGUAUCGUCACUAAAGCAGGAUUUAUAAAUAAAACCGCAACCAUAACAGUCUCGCGGUGGGUAGAACACAAGUUGACCGGAAAGAGAAUCGUGCGAAGUAAAAAAUAUCUGGUUCACGACGAACUCAACCAACUGCGAAAGGAUGAUGUCGUUACAAUCCGCAACUGUCCACCUGUAUCAGCCUUGAAAAGGUUCACAUUGCACCAGUUGCUGAAGAGUCCAGAGACAGAGCGCGACGUGGCGCGUGCACGCAAAGCUCAGGAGACUUCAGAAGCCCCGACAUCGACAAGCGUAUCCUCCGCCCUUCGAUCAUGA
Laccaria bicolor S238N-H82 is the source of this 453-nucleotide messenger RNA. RefSeq lists its product as uncharacterized. Gene Ontology annotation, molecular function: structural constituent of ribosome. Bases 1 to 453 code for a protein of 150 amino acids. Gene Ontology annotation, cellular component: ribosome. The transcript has 3 exons. NCBI's taxonomy places the organism in Eukaryota, Fungi, Basidiomycota, Agaricomycetes, Agaricales, Hydnangiaceae. Gene Ontology annotation, biological process: translation. The record is from RefSeq and is a predicted model, not a curated record.